AUGUUGUUGCCGACGCAGUCGUCACUGAUACCGCUCUUUGGGGGAGCUGCGGCUGCAGCAAACCUGUACGCGACACACUACUCAGGAACAAUCAACCACCUCGCUUUCGACAACAGCUCCUUGACCCUAGUGAGCUCAGUAAAGACCGGACAGACACUACCCAGUUGGAUCACCUACGACGCCUCCGAUAAAAAGCUAUACAUCCCAGACGAGAAUUUUAUCACUGAGGACUCCAAGGGGCUUCUGGUGUCAUACUCCGUGGGCGUUAAUGGCGCGCUGACCAAGGCUGAGAACACAACCACACUCCGAGGUGGAGUCGCAACAAUUCUAUACGGUGGAAAAGACGGCAAAAGCUUCAUCGCAAACGCACACUAUCACACCGCGCAGGUGUCGACCAACAAGCUACCUCUGAAGGAUGGCAAGCCACUCCAGACAUUAAACUACACAUUGGAUGGCCCUGGUGCAGAUCCAAAUCGUCAGGAGGCGCCACACCCGCAUCAAGUCCUGGUGGACCCAACAGGCAAAUAUCUGCUUGUGACUGAUCUUGGUUCUGACAAGAUCCAUAUCAAUAAAAUCAACCAGAGGUCUGGCCAGUUGACCAAGUGUCCCUCUGCAAGAACUCUCUAUGGCGCUGGCCCUCGCCACGCAGCUUUUUGGACCCCUGCACACUCUAAGCCAAGAGUGGCACACGGAAAGGGUACCAUGCUUUACGUUGCAAAUGAGCUUUCCAACACCGUGACUGGAUGGAGCGUCUCGUACCCCCGCCAAGGUUGCUUGACAUUGACGCCGAAGCAAAUCGUUACACCAUACAAGGGCAACAGCUCCGCGCCAGAUGGUGCCAGCCUGGGCGAGAUUCGAGUCCAAGGGAGUUUUCUGUACACAUCAAACAGAGGCGACCAAUCCUUCAAACCAUACGAUUCCCUUACUCAAUAUACCAUCGCGGCCAACGGCUCGAUCGCGUGGACAGAGAUGACUUCCUCCCAUGGCCUUCUCCCGCGUAGUUUCGAGAUCAACAAGGCUGGGGAUUAUCUCGCCAUCGGUGAUCAAAAUUCUGAUAAUGUGGCUAUCGUGAAACGCGACACAAUCACUGGAAAGCUGGGUGGUCUUGUAGCAAACUUGACAGUCACUGGACCAUCAGACCCUAACUCUGGGAAUCCAACUGGUCUGAACACCGUAAUUUGGGCAGAAUAA
Molecule: messenger RNA, 1191 nt
Organism: Ascochyta rabiei
Lineage: Eukaryota; Fungi; Ascomycota; Dothideomycetes; Pleosporales; Didymellaceae
Exons: 1
Coding region: 1-1191 (396 amino acids)
Molecular function (GO): protein binding; 6-phosphogluconolactonase activity
Source: RefSeq, a predicted model, not a curated record